UGGGGUUCCGCAGAAUCGCUGAGUCGGAUUACCAAGGACGUUAGACUACAAGAAUCUCACUUCGUCCUUUCGGACGAGGCUGCAGUUCCCCGAUUCGGUACAAAUGCCAAAUCGAGGUUCGAGCACUUAGAGACGAGUAGUCUAACGCUACCCUCAACGACACAGUGGGGUUCCGCAGUCGAGCAUUUAGAGACGAGUAGUCUAACGCUACCCCCAACGACCCAGUGGGGUUCCGCGGAACCGCUGAGUCAAUUACCAAGGACGCUCGCCUACAAGACUUUCACCUCGUCCUUUCGGACGUGGCUGCAAUUCCCCGAUUCGCCACACUGGCUACAAAACUUGGAGACCCGAUUCUAG
This is a messenger RNA of Heterotrigona itama, 357 nucleotides long. The record is from the annotation of a GenBank genome assembly. Lineage: Eukaryota; Metazoa; Arthropoda; Insecta; Hymenoptera; Apidae.